This is a messenger RNA of Cryptococcus deneoformans JEC21, 2001 nucleotides long. RefSeq lists its product as hypothetical. Gene Ontology annotation, biological process: regulation of DNA-templated transcription. The transcript is spliced from 5 exons. NCBI's taxonomy places the organism in Eukaryota, Fungi, Basidiomycota, Tremellomycetes, Tremellales, Cryptococcaceae. The coding region runs from base 285 to 1694 and encodes 469 amino acids. The record is from RefSeq and is a predicted model, not a curated record. Gene Ontology annotation, molecular function: zinc ion binding; DNA-binding transcription factor activity, RNA polymerase II-specific.
AAAAUAUGUGUUGUUGUAUAGAUAUAGCCAAAAGUCAAUCUCGCCUAUAAAACCCGAAAGACUAUAUAGCAGAACAAAAGCAGCCAAACUGUAGCCAGCUGUCGCCCUAUGGUGAUUCCCCUACAUGGUUUAUCUUCUGUAUUCCGUAGUAGUUAUUGGGUCUAUCCUCCAGAAAAAAAUAACGCGAGUGGUCGGCCUUCAUGUCCGCUUGACCUUUCGAGCCAUACCUAUUGAUCCUUGCCAUCAAGGAUCCCUCCAUCACCUACCACUAUUACCCUUCCGAAAUGGAAGAUAGACCCUUGUCCCCACGCCUUCACCAUCUUUUAAUCCGCGAGCAGAGACCCAACGAGUUGACAAGAAUCAGUCCUCGCCCUAUUUCGACUGGCGGUUGUGGCUCACGAGCAUCGUCGGGCUAUAAUUCCGCGAUCCUUAACACACCGUUGUCCCCUUUGAGUGCCAACCCAGACCUUACGGUUUCCCCUCACUCGCAAUCUCAACAUGGUUCAAUACGCCGUUCGGUUUCCCCUGCUUCAAUGUCCUUUCACCUUUCAUCCGAAGAGAUACCGACGCCCAACAGACGCACCAACAGUAUACUGUCGCUUUUGAAUGGGCCGAUGUCCUCUUCGCCUAUAUCUUGUAUUGGUCCCUCUAACAGCUUUCCUUAUAAGGCAGAGCUAGACAAUAAUCGUUAUCAAGCGAAUUCUCCUUAUCCUCGUCCACCGCCUGCAACAUUCCCAAUAACAGAACAUAGUCAAGCGACAUACUUUGAGGAGCGGCCGUAUUUACCCCCUACGCCGGGGUCCAUUGAGACGUACAAUCCAGGGCCUUCUUCAUUUCCGGAGUUCCACCCCUACCAUGCCCCAACAGCCCCUUACAUGCCUCAUGCAACAGACAGGCCAGGGAUAUACAGAAGGCAUUCAUCCCAUCCUAAUAAACAUCACUCGCUGUACCCGAAUCCAGUUCAUCCCCCAUUACACCGUCAUUCUACCCCCCAUUCUUCUUCUGCAACUCUCUCUACAAGAUUCGAUGUUUCCCUUUCCUUCCCACCGCCUCCGCCACCCACAGCAUAUGCCAGUGGACCGUACGAAUCUGACUUCCGCGUAUCUGGCCCACGGGUCCCUAUCUCGAGAACCACCAAAGCGUGCAACAGUUGUAGAAACCGUAAAGUGAGGUGUGAUGCUGGUGCCACGAACGGGGGCAGGGCUGGGGAAGCGCCUUGUACUCGAUGCAAGGAGGGUAAUUUGGAGUGCGUGUACACGAAUGUGCAGAAGAAGAGAGGGCCUUGUCCUGGUACUGCAAGGCCUACAGGGAGCAGAUCCCGUCGCUCUUCAGUACAAAAACAACAGCAACAACAAACGCCCACAUCUCAACCCCCUUUGGCUCCAUCACACCUCGAUUCCAUGUGGACAGAUCAUGGCAAUCACUUGGACUCGGUCUCACCCUCGCAACGCUCCAGUAUCGCUUCCAUUCAAACUUCUGUUGAUGUAAUCACUCCGGAAGAGAUUACAUUUGGGCACGUGGGAAGUUAUGGCUUUCCAUUCCCGCCGCACGCUUCGUCAAGUGCAUUAUCUCAUGAAUACGACUGGCAUGCUACUAAUAAGGCGGCUGUAGGGGGCAGUGUAUCCGGAUGGUCGGGCUCGCAGGUCGGGCCUCGGGGUUCUCAUAGCGCAGCACCUUGGGAGGGAAGACGUUAAUUCACUGAAAACGAGCAUCAGAGGAAAUCAUAGUUAUUGCUCAUAGAUGUUUGCCGUGGUGUGAAAGGGAAGAUAUUUAAGGGUAUGGUGAUGUGUGCCUUUCCACUGGUGAAUAUAAUAAACGAUAUAUAAAUCGCUCAAUGGUGGACAGCAUGUUGCAGUAUAUAAUGAGGAUUGGCGUCAACCACUUAUAGGUAGAUUUACCAGUUAUUUGGAUUUCUCUGGUUAAGGUGUCGCCAGGGAUCAACGUUGUAAAGUAUGAUACAAUAUCAUCGUAUAAUUCAAAUUAUGAAGGCGUCACUAUUAU